Molecule: messenger RNA, 2211 nt
Organism: Triplophysa rosa
Lineage: Eukaryota; Metazoa; Chordata; Actinopteri; Cypriniformes; Nemacheilidae
Gene: nudcd1
Product: NudC domain containing 1
Exons: 10
Coding region: 152-1909 (585 amino acids)
Source: RefSeq, a predicted model, not a curated record
ACUGGCAACGCGUCCGGGUCGACAAGUUGCAAACGCGUGAAUUACAUUUUAUGCUUAUUUCCUGUUACCAGUCAUAUUAAAUUUCUCAUUUAUAUUACCAUUUUGGGCUAACACAAUAGUCAGUAUCUUAUGAGUGUAAUUUUUAUUAAAUAUGUCUUUACCGAAUUGCUCGCUGAAGGUAAACAGAGAGUUACUCGAUCCCAGCUUUGAAAGUUACAGGCUCUCCCUGGACUCUAUUCCAGUUUACAAUGUAGAACUGGAUGCAGCUGUGGCUGAGGUUAAGCUUAAAGACAACCAGUACACUUUGGACCAUAUGAGAGCAAUUGGAAUGCACAACUACCUUCAGAUUGACCCCUGGUAUGAAGACAGUGUGUACUUCGUGGACAACAAGGGGCGGGUUUUGAACUUCACAGUCACACUGGACACAGCUUUAGGCAAACCUCGGGAGGUGUUUCAUCUCGAAUCGGCCCCAGGCUCGUGUGAGGGGGAGCAGGUGUGUGCCUCUCUGAGUCUGACCUCUGCAACGUGGGCUGCGGUGUCAGAUGGCACCGGGACGCUGACUCUUUCGCGUACCAGCAAUAGAGGAGAGAGUUCCCAUCUUAAAUGGGAGCCGAUGUUCAGCGAGCGUCUAGGAGAGCCGUUCCUCAUUGUUCACAGCCUGACUCACGUGCACGCUCACGUUCACACUGUUGAAGUGCUGCUGCUGAGAAUCCAGAAAGAUCCGUCUGAUACCAAAGGCAGCGGCUUUUCAGUCUCGCUGGAGUGGAUCACAGUGGACAACUCUGUUGGAGAGGGUGAGGAGAAAAAAUAUGAAGUGAGGAAGAAGAGGAUGAUGAAGGGUAAAUGUGUUCCGCACUACGCUGCAGUGGAGCCUCGGGGUAAAGGAGUGAUCUUAGCCUCAGAGAAACCCUUCACUUUCACCGAGGUUGAUGGAGUUCCUCUUGACGAACCUCACGUCGAAGAUAUGGAGGUGGAGAAGUCGGACCCCAUCUACUUCUGGCAGCAAACAGAGGAAGACGUGACCGCAUGUGUGCGUUUGCCUGAAGGCACCACCAAAGAUGACAUCCGCUUCAAACUCACUGUGGACUGCCUGCGGGUCGGAGUGGGGGGCUACGCACCCCUGCUGGACGGGCAGCUGUUCGCACCUGUAGAUCCAGAGGCCAGCACCUGGACCAUUAAAGAUGAUAAGAGUUUAGAAGUGAAUCUCCAAAAGCGAAGCGAGGGUCCGCUCUGGUCCGAAUUUGUUCUGGGCGACCGCAAAGGAGAGUAUUUAUUUAGUGAUGAACAAAAAUCACAGCUUCAGCAGAGACUUUCAUAUCUCACUGCUGAAGGCCUGAAUCCAAACCCAGAGAAGGACAAACCCCCCUGCAACGCUCAGGAACUGGAGGACUGUGACAUGUUUCCAGAGGACAGCUCAACGCUCAUGCGCUUUGAUGGGGACACUUUGAAGCCCACACAUGUGGUGAGCCUUGGAAGCCACCUGUUUCUUUUCUCAGUGAACAUUGAUCCAUCUGAGAUGCCGGCUUUCUGCCUACGGCACGAUGUCGAUGCUCUGCUGUGGCAGCCGCGGCCAGACCAGGACAAUGAUAUAUGGGAGCACAUCGCUACCUUUAAUGCACUCGGCUAUGUUCAAGCUUCAAAACGUGAUAAAAAGUUCUCGACCUGCUCACCCAACUUCUCAUACGCUGCUCUGGGCGAGUGCCUCAGACGUGUCUUCAUUUACCGCCAACCCUCGCCGGUCGACACUGUACUCUUCAACCGGAAACAGGGCCGACAGAUCGGACAGGUUGCCAAGCAACAGGUAGCCAAUCUGGAUACCAAUAACCCUGUGCUGGGUUUCAGGGCCAGUAAUGAAAGACUGUUCAUCCUCACUGCCCGCAAUAUGUUUGUUCUGAAAGUGAACAAUUGAUCAUUCCAAUAUUCCUGAAGGAUAUUUCGACCUUUUACUCCAGGUUGUUCAGUUUGCAGCUUCUGUAUGUACGGCAUGGAUUUCAUUGGUGCAAAUUCAGCCUGCUCGGAACUGAAACGUGACCGUCACACUUCAGGACCUAGUUAUUGGUCUAUGUUUGUUUGUUAGUAGUCAUCUUUACAUGUAAAAAGUUUGAAUUAAAAUGUAUGCCCAAGCCUCCCCCCAAAGUUAGAUCACAUUUCAGAAACCAAAUUGUCAUUAAACUGUAUAACAGAUAUAUGCUGAAAUAAAUAAGCAUCUAU